AUGGCUAUCGAAAUUGAAUCGGCAGAUGUCGUACGUCUUAUUGAACAAUAUCUAAAAGAGAGUAAUCUCAUUCGCACGCUGCAAGUUCUGCAGGAAGAAACUGGCAUCUCUCUCAAUACAGUGGACUCUGUUGAAACUUUUAUGAGCGAAAUAACGAGCGGUCACUGGGACACAGUCCUUAAAGUAGUUCAGAACCUCAAAUUGGCUGAUCACAAGCUAAUGGACUUGUACGAACAGAUUGUAAUUGAAUUGAUUGAAUUACGAGAGUUAGGUGCCGCUCGAACCCUCUUGAGGCAAACAGAUCCCAUGAUUUUGCUUAAACAAAAUCACCCAGAUCGAUACGUUCAUUUGGAGAAUCUGCUUGCGCGCUCCUACUUUGACCCGAGGGAGGCGUAUCUUGAAGGUCAGACGAAGGAAAAGCGUAGACAAGCUAUCGCUUCGGCUCUUUCAGGGGAGGUUAGCGUUGUGCCCCCAUCUCGUCUUCUUGCCCUUUUGGGUCAAGCUGUUAAAUGGCAACAGCACCAGGGUCUUCUGCCCCCCGGUACCGCUAUUGACGUUUUUAGAGGCAAAGCAGCUGUCCGGGAGCAAGAAGAAGAAAAACCACCCACUCAGCUCUCGGCUGCAAUAAAGCUUGGACAAAAGUCCCACGUCGAGUGUGCCUUGUUUAGUCCCGAUGGCCAAUACCUUGUGACUGGUUCAGUAGACGGUUUCAUAGAAGUGUGGAACUUCAUAACUGGAAAACUUCGGAAAGAUUUACGAUACCAGGCUCAGGAAAACUUUAUGAUGAUGGAGGAGGCUGUUCUAUGCCUUGCCUUUAGUCGUGACUCCGAACUCCUAGCCUCCGGUUCUCAGGAUGGGAAGGUAAAAAUCUGGCGCAUACAGUCAGGCCAAUGCCUUCGCCGGUUCGACAAAGCGCAUGCGAAAGGUGUUACAGCCGCUCAUUUUUCAAAAGAUAAUGUACAUCUGCUAACAGCUAGUUUUGAUCACACCAUCAGAAUACAUGGAAUGAAAUCAGGCAACUUACUGAAGGAGUUUAUCGGUCACACUGGUUUUGUUAACGAUGUGGCUUUCACAAUGGACGGCCAUCACGUUCUAAGUGGCAGUUCAGAUGGCUCUGUGCGCGUGUGGUCCGUUCGGACCACUGAAUGUAUCAAUACUUUCAAGGCUAUUUCAGGUCUGGUCGGCCGCGAAGUCCCCGUUCAGUGUGUUCAGCCAAUGCCUCGAAAUACUGAGCAAUUUGUCGUCGUGCGAAGUUUCACAAACGGCAAACGAGAGGGUGGUGAUUUCAUUGCUUGUUCGGUCAGUUCUCGCGGUGAAUGGAUUUACUGUGUCUGCGAGGACCGGCUACUCUACUGCUUUAACGUUGCUGCGGGUGGUCGGCUAGAACGCACGUUACCGGUACGUUACUGA
Molecule: messenger RNA, 1410 nt
Organism: Dibothriocephalus latus
Lineage: Eukaryota; Metazoa; Platyhelminthes; Cestoda; Diphyllobothriidea; Diphyllobothriidae
Source: the annotation of a GenBank genome assembly